Molecule: messenger RNA, 9522 nt
Organism: Tripterygium wilfordii
Lineage: Eukaryota; Viridiplantae; Streptophyta; Magnoliopsida; Celastrales; Celastraceae
Product: serine/threonine-protein kinase ATM
Exons: 79
Coding region: 164-9235 (3023 amino acids)
Biological process (GO): DNA repair
Molecular function (GO): protein serine/threonine kinase activity; protein binding
Source: RefSeq, a predicted model, not a curated record
UUCACUGCGAUAGCGAAAGCAGGAACGACAAUAAGGAGACACAGUAAAACCCUUCCUGUAUCUAUCUCUCGUUCUUUCCAAACCCUACACACUUCACACUUUCUUUCCCGCCAAUUCACAUUCCCUCUCUCGCCGGAACCACUCUCUGAGACGGCGGCAUGCGAUGGUCACUUCGAGAGAUGUUCAAGAGAUCGUCUCCAACCUCUCAUCCGAUAAAGCCAAAGCACGAGAGGAAGGGAUAAAGUUGUUGAAUACUUGGCUAGAAGGAGAAAGAUCUAUUGGAUUCUGCAAGUAUCUCGGGCAAAACACGGCAAACCUGAAGCCAAACGAAGUUCCUAAUUCUAAAACAUGGCCGUUUCUUAUCCCAUUGCUCAUCCAUUGCGUGACCUUGGAGGUAUCUGGAAGCAAGCGACGAUCACCAAAGUUGGUCUUUGCAAAAACACUCAGAGUUGUUAUUCAGCGAGCUGAAGAUGCUAAGUUUUCUGGCAAGAUGCUGCCUUUGUUAUCUGUGGUUAAGACGAUUUUCAGUCACAUUUUGGAUAUGUUGAACAAUGUUCCGAGCUUUCGGUCAGAAUACGGGCUUAUACUCAGAAAUCUAUUGUCAGUCCGAGAUUAUCAUUUUCACAUGAAGAAGCGCACUUACUGUGGCCUGACAAUUCUACACUUGGAGAAGGUGGAAACAAGCUUGGGUGGUCAACAUAAUCCAAAAGAGGAGGUCUUUCGAUGGAUCCUAACAUUCCAUUCUCUUUUAGAAAGUCCUCCCGGAGAUUUUCCUGAUAACCUUAGGGAAGACAUUGUUAAGGGUUUUGUUCGUAUUUUCUCUUUUGUAAGGGAUGAGGGGAAGGUUUCUCGCAAACUUAUCGAUUGCAUUAAUACAUUUUUGUUGAAGGAUGGUCCGAAUUUGGGCUGUCAGUCUAUGGAAAUUCAUAAUGCUUUGGAGCAAUUUGUGUUCCAUUGUUGGCUGUCAACACAUGAUCAGGGUCUCAAGGAUGCACUUACAUUUUAUGCAAGGCUACAACUUAAUCUUACAAGAGGUUCAGCCGUUGAUAGUUCUUUGGUAGAACAACUUUUGGAAGUUAUAUAUAAGGAGCUUGAACAAAGCAAUGUAUCCAGCACUAGCGUGCCUUGGAGUGAUGCAUCCAAGGAUGACAAGUUUGGAACUUUAAGCAACUCACAAUGUGGUUUGGUAGAGCUUGCCGCCCUUGUAAUAGAUCGGGCCUGCUUUAGUACCACAAAAGCACCAUUGGGCGAGAAGCGGUUGAAGAGAGAGCAUCCUGCUGUGCAUUUGAAGGAGGCACUCAUGAAAGGAAAAUGGUUAUGGCAUUCAGCAUUCUGUUGUCUUACUCGCAACCACUACAGUCAAGGCAAGAAGGAUCUUUUUGUGUACUGGUUUGAAGGAAUUUGUACAAGCUUUGAAAGAAUUUUGAGUGAUGCGAGUAUGUGCCACGCUUAUGAAGGACUUCUGUGGACUUUAAGGAGUUUGCGUGAACUUUGUUCUGUGUUAUUGGUUCAAGAUUCUAAAGUGGCAAUAUCUUCAAAGACCUCUUUCAGCCUGAAUGAGGCUGACCGAGGUUGGCAACUGAUAUGGAACUGCCUGAUGCAUGGAUUACCAAUAUUCAGUAAUAUAACUGUUAUUAUGGAUGAUGCUAUGAUGCUCCUUGGAGACAUUUUAUCAAGAGACCUACUGCAUACAUGUAUUGUGCCUCAAGAUGUAUGGGAUCUUCAGAUAUUUAAGCGAAUGCCAUCAGUGUCAAUUUUGUACUUCAUUACAAGCUAUUUUUCACAAAGGGGUUCUCAAGGUGACCUUUGGGAGGCUUUACGCCUCAGGAGAAAUCUCUUAAGGGUAAUAUUGGGCUAUCUUAAGUGGAAGGACUCCAUAUUCAACGAGCGUAUCGCUCUAUUAUUACCAGCCGCUGUUUAUGCUCUUUGUGCUGGAUGUGCAUGUUUUACGCAAUAUUACGAGGGAUUACUGCUUGAUCACUCUUUUGUAGAGAGUACUGAUGCUGGAGAUGAUUGGAUAAAGACAGAUGAAAGUGGACAUGAAAGGUUGCAUGAACUUUUUGACUGCUCUGUUGAUGUUCUUGCAGAAACUGAUUUGGGUUCUCAUGUUGAGGUUUCUCUGCCCGAAUACCAUCAAAGUGUACGACUUCCACGGCAAUUAAGAGAGCCGCUGCUUUGUGAAAUGGAGACAUGUAUUUUUGGAGCUCUAGAUGAUAAAGAAUUCGAAAGGCGACCUUUAUCUGAUUUGAUCUUUAUAUGUGCCCUGUUUUCAAAUUUUGCUUAUGGUUCUCUAAUGUCAAGGAAAAGAGAGGAAGUUUCAACAUUUCUCUCCAAAUUGGGACUGAACUUGUUGGAAUUGCUGGAUCAUGCUGUCAAUUUAGUUCAGAAUAACUGCAGUGAUCCUCAAUCUCUUGGUUGUUCAUUCUCUAACUUGGAUUUGAAUAAAAAAAAUCCUAUUGUUGCUUCAUUAAGAAGCUUUGUUUGCUCUCCCAUCUUUGUUAAAUCAAAAUAUCAAGAUACUUCAGAUUUCAUCAUACAUGGUACACUAGUUCAAUCAAUGGAGAGGUUUUUAAAAGAAUUGACCGGACGAUAUACUGAGCGGUCGGAAUGUGCAAGGAAUCCUCAGUCUGAGAUGCUUUUGCGGGACUUGGAUGUGAUUGAUAGCCGAUCGGAUAGUGAUAAGAGUAGAAUUGUCGAUAUGGAUCUCGAUGUUGACGAGGAUACCAAUGAUGUAGAUAUUCUAGAUCAUGGUGGCAAAAUUGGAGUUGGCCUAUCAUUUUUUGCAGUGAAAUGGAAACUAGGCAUGAUAUCAGUAAUUUCUACCUUUUUCUCACUUUUACAUCAUGUUACAUGGGAUAGUUUAUUUGAACUCAUGGAGAUGGAAUGGGACCAAAAGGUACGUGAGAAUAUUUUGUACCAUCUUUGUCAAAAUUCCUACUGGUCGUGUUCUACAAAGCUCAUGGGCGUGGUCAAUUUAAUGAAUGACAUGAUUGUGGUGCAAAUGAAUGCUAAACACAAUUGCGUCAAUAUACUAGCUGCUGCUUGUGGCUUGCUGUGUACGUUAUUAUCCUUGGACACUAGGGGGAAUGAUGUAAGCCUGCCCUUCAGGAAGGAGGAAUAUGUACAGAUUCUGAUGCAGCUGGGGGAUAUGGUUAACAAGGUUGCUGUAUAUGACCUUCUUGACUGGCGUGGACGUGUUAAGUUAUUGGAGUGCAUAUGUAAUUACAUCUUAAUUAAUCCUCAAAUUGGUCAGGCAAUGAUUGAGAGGAUGCUUUUGAUGCUUCGAGAUCCUGAUUAUCGGGUUAGGUUCUUCGUGGCUAGACGGCUUGGCAUUUUAUUUCAAACGUGGGACGGCCACGAGGAACUAUUUCAGGAUAUUUGUUCCAACUUUGGUGUAGUAUUGGUGACUGAUUGUAAAGGGAACCUUGUUUCUGCUAAGGAGGUUAUAGCUGCUGGUCCUCAGUCACAGCCUAUGAUUGAAACUGUUAUUAUUACGCUUAUGCAUAUUGCUUUGCAUAGUGAGGAAAGUGAGUUUCAGGCUGUUUUCAUGAUAUGUGUGAUUUCUGCCCUUGAUCCUUGCCACAGGGCAUUGGUGGAAAUUGUACUUGAUAAUUUGUCUCGGGAGCUUCUUUAUGAAAGUAGAAUAAAGUAUUUGGAGGAACUCAUGGGCUCGAUUAUUUUUUCCUGGGUUGCUUGUGGCGUUAGUUUAGUUGCACUUGCUGAGAUAAGACAGCUGUUUGUAUCAGAUGCAGAAACUUGUUAUUUCAUGCAAUAUUGUUGCCAUUGGCUUCUUCCAGCUUUAAUUCUUCAUGAGGACAGUUCCAACCUGAAUUGGGUGGCUAAGGUUGCUUGCCAACCUUUGGCAGUUCUAAUUAGAAGCCACUUUGUGCAAUUAUUUUCUGUUUGUAUGGCCUUGCAUUGCAGUAGAAGAUCUGGGUGGGAAAAGGGGGCAUCUAUUCUUGAGGGUUCAAUUUUGCAUUUAGCUGAGAUAUCUGAAGUUCAAAGAGACAGACUCAUAAAGAAACAUAUGGUAUCUAUUGUGAGCCACAUCUUCUCUCUCACCUCUUGUAUGUCAGACCCUGCUCUCCCAUUCUUUUCCAGAGAUGUAGUGGCACGUGGUAUUCAGACGGUUGUUGAUGGAUUUGUGGACAUGGGGGAUUGUCAUGCAAGGGUUGGCGUUAUAGACAAGAUCAACAUUUUUCGGCCAGAUAGAGUGUUUAUGUUCAUAUUAGAAAUGCAUUACAAAAUUGAGGCUGCAAUGCAUCAUAGGCACAGAUCUCAUCGAUUGGCAGGAAUUGAGGUGCUGGUGCAUAUUCUUGGGCAUAGGGCUGCUAUUUCAAGCACUUCUCGUUAUCUAUUCAAUUUGAUUGGGCAAUUCAUUGGUUGUCGUGCUUUGCGAGAUCAGUGCUGUCGUAUAAUUUCUGUGUUAUUGGAAACCUGUAGAAGUAACCUAUCCCCUGAAAUAAUCAAUGUCCUAGGGGAACAACUUCAGUUUUUGGUAUCAAAAUUGGUCGAAUGUUGCAUUCAGUCUGAGGGUUCUGUAAAACUGUCUGGCACUAGAUCUCAAGCUUUGUCUUUGCUCCACCAGCUGACAGUGUAUUCUGAUCCAUCUCUUCAUGAGUAUGUCAGAGAAUUGGAGCCAAUUCCUGAAACUGAUCUCUUCAAUGAAGUAAGGAAAUUCCAUCAGGAUUUAUGCCAGACUUACUCCACAAUGGACCAUUUACUAAAGUUUGCAAGGAGAUCUACGUAUCUUCCACCAAGGUUACUUUUGUCGAGUGUCCAAGGUCUGCAUAAGAAAUUAUUAAGGACAGAAAGUUCUCUAAGGGAAAGGGAAGCAAAAUAUCUUGUGGAAGAUACUGACUGGUACCAUGAUCAUGAAAUCAUCCAUGCAAUUUGGAGUCUUGCUCGCAUGUGUAGCUUGGAUGAUGCUAAUGAUAUAAGCUCACUGGUAUCGGACUUCAUUUCCAGGGUUGGCAUUGGUGACCCGCAUUCUGUUGUCUUCCAUCUGCCUGGAGACUCUAGUCACAUGCAUGUUUGUGGACCAAUGGAUCAAGAUGGUCCUUCUGAAUUCAAACUGCACAUGGAAACUGUUGUAUCUGAAGAACUUCUGGUUGCACUUAUGAAAAUUUUGAAGAAGUAUCUGAUGGAUGAUUCUGUUAAGAUAGUUGAUUUGACAUCUCAAGCUCUUCGGGGAAUACUUUCGACGGAAAGGGGUCAAAGAGCUCUCUUGUCAUUUGAUUAUUACGAGAGGUCUCUUGUUGAGGUUCACUCCAAGGGCGUUAAUGUCGAGUUGGUGGAAAAGUUACUAUUGGAUUUGGAAAGAAGGUUUAUAGCUGAGGAAAUUUCACUGGAGAAGUCUACGGUAUGGGAGACCCAUGGUAAAACAUUUGAGAAGUGGAUGUGUCCGCUUGUGUACUCGUUGAUUGGCUUCUGCAACGAUGUGAUCCUUAGAUUAUGUCAAGAUAUUGUGUUGCUGAAAGCUGAAAUUGCUGAGCUUUUAUUGCCAAGUGUGGUUGUCAAUCUAGCUGCAAGAAAGGAUAUGCAUGUUGGUCUUCACAAGUUAAUCUCUAUGCAGUUACAGGAACACAUAUUUACAGGGUCUAAUAAGUUGACAAAAUCGAUUCAAGUUUUCUUGAAUGCCCUCAAUGAAUUACGGUUAUGCCAUGUCAUGGAAAGGUCUUCUUCGUCAGUGCCAAUGAAGCGGGAAACUUCCAAGCCCUCUAGCUAUAGCUCCAAGUCUCGUUCUUCGUAUGCAAAGUCUCGAGAUGUAGUAACUUCCUCUAGUUCAAUGGCAAUAUCCACUUCUUUAUGGGAGAAGGUUUACUGGCUUUCCAUUGAUUAUCUUGUCAUUGCUAAGUCAGCAAUUAAUUGUGGUUCAUAUUUCACUGCUGUGAUGUAUGUGGAGUAUUGGUGUGAAGAGAAUUUCGAUGGCCUAACACUAGGGAGCCCAGACUUCUCCCAUAUUGAGACUUUGCCAGAUCACAUUGAAAUACUCAUCUCAGCAGUAACUCAAGUUAAUGAACAUGACAGUUUGUAUGGAAUUAUCCAGUCAUAUAAGAUGACUUCUCAAGUCAUUAUCUUUGAGCAUGAGGGCAACUGGAGCAAGGCCCUUGAGAAUUAUGACUUACAAGUAAGGUCUGACGCAAUGCUGCAAAUGGAUGGUGGUUUUGGAAAUAUGUUGCUAGAAAGUAACCAACCAACAUCCUACCUAUCUGCUCCUAAAUUGGAAAAUGAGAUGAGGCAGAGGAACUCUUACAAAGGGUUGAUCAGAUCUUUGCAGCAUAUUGGUUGCACCCAUGUUCUGGACUUCUAUUGCCAAGGAUUGACCUCUAGGAAGCAGCACUUUCUGUGUGAUUUAGAGUUUAUUGAGCUGCAGUAUGAGGCUGCUUGGCGCACUGGGAACUGGGAUUUCUCCGCAAUUUACGUCGGUACUUAUUCUUCUCAGUCUGUUCAACGUAGUAAAAGUGGUCAUUUCCACGAGAAUUUGCACAGUUGUUUGAGAGAACUGCAGGAAGGAAAUUUUGAUGAAUUUCAUAAAAAGCUGAAAGAUUCAAAGCAGGAACUUGUGCGAUCUGUGUCUCAUGCAAGUGAAGAGAGCACUGAAUAUAUCUACUCAACAAUUGUAAAGCUUCAGAUACUUUACCAUCUUGGCAUCGCGUGGGAUAUACGCUGGAUAUCAUCUCCGCAUGAGAGUGUAAAACUCUUUCCAGAGAAGCAAAACAAAUUGGCAGAGCCUCUUGUUCCUAGCAUGGAACAGUUAUCAUGGCUAAAUAUGGAUUCAAGCUCCAUUUUAGAGCGGACACAGUUGCAUAUGAACUUGUUAGAGCCGUUCAUAGCAUUCAGGCGAGUUCUACUCCAAAUCUUGAGUUGUAAGGACUGUACUGUGCAGCAUCUUUUGCAUUCUGCAUCCACUCUUCGUAAGGGCUCUAGGUUCUCUCAGGCAGCAGCAGCAUUGCAUGAAAUUAAGCUCCUCUGUGCUGGAGCCGUGGACCAACACUCAACUUCAUAUUGGCUUGGAAGGCUUGAAGAAGCAAAGCUAUUACGGGCUCAAGGUCAACAUGAAAUGGCUAUUAGCCUGGCAAAAUACAUCGCACAAUAUUGGCAAUCAAGUGAAGAAGCUUCAGAUGUGUAUCGGCUGGUUGGCAAAUGGCUGGCAGAAACUAGAUCUAGCAACUCAAGAACUAUUUUGGAGAAUUAUCUGAAACCUGCAGUUUCACUUGCUGAAGAUCACAAUAGUGUAGACAAGAGGGCCAUUGAGAGACAAAGUCAAGCUCAAUUUCAUCUUGCGCACUAUGCAGAUGCUCUAUUUAGGUCGUAUGAAGAAAGACUUACCUCUAAUGAAUGGCAAUCAGCAAUUUGUUUAAGGGAGCACAAGUCUAGAGAAUUGGAAGCACUAGUAAGGCGACUAAAUAGUUCAAGAAAGGCAGAGAGGGCAGAAUAUCAAAUAAAAAUACAAGAGUUACAAAAACAACUCACAAUGGACAAGGAAGAGGCUCAAAAAUUGCAGGAGGACAGGGACAAUUUCCUUGGCCUAGCACUGGAGUGGUAUAAACGCUGUUUGGUCAUAGGUGACAAAUAUGAUGUAAGAGUGGUGUUUCGGCUAGUUUCAUUAUGGUUCAGUCUCUCGUCCAGAGAAAAUGUUGUACAGAGUAUGCUUAACAGUAUUGAUGAGGUUCAGUCCUAUAAAUUUAUACCAUUAGUGUACCAAAUUGCUUCAAGAAUGGGCUCAAAGGAUGGGCUGGGGCCUCAUAGUUUUCAGUUUGCUUUGGUUUCUCUUGUGAAGAAAAUGGCAGUGGACCAUCCACACCAUACAAUAUUUCAGCUUCUUGCCUUGGCUAAUGGUGACCGCAUCAAGGACAAACAGCGCAGCAGAAACUCAUUUGUGGUGGAUAUGGAUAAAAAACUUUCAGCUGAAAAUCUCUUAGAAGAAUUAUCAUCAUAUCAUGGAGCUAUUAUCGGACAAAUGAAACAAACGGUCGAAAUCUAUAUUAAACUUGCAGAGCUUGAAACGAAGCGGGAGGACACCAAUAAAAGGGUAGCAGUACCAAGAGAAAUCCGCAAUGUUCAACAGCUGGAGCUUGUACCUGUAGUGACAGCAACCUUUCCGGUUGACCGCUGCUGUAAAUAUCCUGAAGGCUCUUUCCCAUACUUCAAAGGAUUGGCAGAUUCUAUAACGGUAAUGAAUGGAAUAAAUGCUCCAAAAGUGGUUGAAUGUUUUGGUUCUGAUGGUUGCAAAUAUCGGCAGCUAGCAAAAUCUGGGAAUGAUGACCUAAGACAAGAUGCUGUUAUGGAACAGUUUUUUGGUCUGGUUAACACAUUUUUACAGAAUAAUCGGGAUACAUGGAAAAGAAGAUUAGGUAUAAGAACAUACAAGGUGGUUCCCUUUACUCCAAGUGCUGGUGUUCUUGAAUGGGUCAAUGGUACUCUGCCUCUUGGAGAAUAUCUUAUAGGGAGCACGAGAAAUGGAGGUGCUCAUGGCCGCUAUGGUAUUGGAGACUGGUCAUUUAGUAAAUGUCGAGAGCACAUGUUAAAUGAAAAGGACAAGCGGAAAGCUUUCCAGCAAGUUUGUGAGAACUUCAGGCCUGUCAUGCAUUACUUUUUCUUGGAGAGGUUUAUGCAACCUGCCGACUGGUUUGAGAAGAGACUUGCAUACACAAGAAGUGUGGCAGCUAGUUCAAUGGUGGGUUACAUUGUUGGCCUUGGAGACCGACAUUCCAUGAAUAUCUUAAUUGAUCAAGCCUCUGCAGAAGUUGUUCACAUAGAUCUUGGAGUUGCAUUUGAACAAGGCUUGAUGCUCAAGACACCAGAGCGGGUUCCAUUUAGACUGACAAGAGAUAUAAUUGAUGGCAUGGGUGUCACUGGGGUGGAAGGGAUUUUCCGAAGAUGUUGCGAGGAAACUCUGUCCGUUAUGCGGACAAACAAAGAAGCAUUGCUGACCAUCAUUGAAGUCUUUAUCCAUGACCCCUUGUAUAAAUGGGCCUUAUCUCCUCUGAAAGCAUUGCAGCGCCAAAAGGAAAGGGAGGAUGAUUUGGAGACUCUCUUGGAAGAUUCUCAAGAAGAAUAUGAAGGGAACAUGGAUGCUGCACGAGCACUAAUGCGUGUCAAGCAAAAAUUAGAUGGAUACGAGGAAGGUGAAAUGAGAAGUGUACAUGGCCAGGUUCAACAACUUAUACAAGAUGCCAUAGAUUCCGAACGUCUAUGUCAGAUGUUUCCUGGAUGGGGGUCGUGGAUGUAAUAUUCUUUGUGAUCAUAGACUUGCGAAUCCAAUCAUCGUGUACAGGCGGCUUUUACUAUGAGCAUAUUCUUGAGUUGUUUUUCUUGCGUAAUUGAGGCUCUUAUGGAUUUUUGUGAAUCACUUGUGAAGCGGUGAGAUCAGGUGUACAAGGGGUGUUUUUUGGACAAAGUGAUAGGGCGAGGUGUAUUAUUAACGGGAGGUGUAUAGAGGGGGUAAAUUUGUUUAGUUUCCAAUAUAAUCAGUUUCCAUUAAAUUGUUAUUUCUUGAUGUGAAUACUACUUUUUUUA